AUGCGCAGAGCGGCUCGAUUUAGCAGCUGUAUUUCCUGCUUGCUGUUUCCACUCGAAGCGAUGGCAGAAGUGAAAGCUUCCCUGGUUUGUGGCGUUGUAGCGGCUUUCCUGUGUUCAGCGGUGCUUGCAUUUGUCGAAGAUCUAGAUGACACAUUUAAAGACACCAGAGUGAACGAUAUCUGGCUGGUUGACUUCUAUGCGCCGUGGUGCGGCUACUGCAAAAAACUAGAGCCAGUAUGGCACGAUGUGGGAGUGGAGCUGAAGAGCUCCGGGUCGCCGGUCCGCGUGGGAAAGAUGGAUGCAACUGCUUACUCUGGAAUGGCGUCAGAGUUCGGUGUUCGCGGUUACCCCACAAUAAAACUGUUAAAGGGUGAUCUUGCCUACAAUUACAAGGGACCAAGGACAAAAGACGAUAUCGUAGAGUUUGCCAACAGGGUGGCGGGUCCAGCCGUCAGGGCGCUUCCCAGCAAGCAGAUGUUCGAGCACAUGUUGAAACGACAUGAUGUGCUUUUUGUGUAUGUUGGUGGGGAGUCUCCCCUCAAAGAGAAGUACAACGACGUCGCCUCUGAGCUCAUUGUCUACACCUAUUUCUUCUCGGCUUCAGAGGAAGUCUUUCCAGAGUCACUAACUUUGCCGGAGCUUCCUGCGGUUGUAGUCUUUAAGGACGGGGCCCACUUUACCUACGAUGAGUACGAAGACGCUAGUUUGUCUUCGUGGGUGAACAAGGAGCGAUUCCAAGGAUACCUUCAGAUUGAUGGCUUCACACUGUAUGAGCUCGGAGAAACAGGCAAAUUGGUGGCGAUUGCAGUCAUCGAUGAGAAGGACCCCACAGAGGAGAGUGGCAGAUUAAAGACCUUGAUCCAGAGGGUGGCGAAGGAAUACAGAGAACAUUUUAACAGGGACUUCCAGUUUGGCCACAUGGAUGGGAACGACUACAUUAACAGCCUCAUUAUGGGCGAGGUGACGGUGCCCUCCGUUAUCAUCCUCAACACAUCCAACGAGCAGUACUUCCUGCCCAGUGAGCCGAUCGAGACCAUGGAGCAGCUGGUCCAAUUCAUCAACGGCGUUCUGAACGGUUCUGCACAGGCAUAUGGAGGUGACGGCUUCAUCCAGAGGAUCAAACGUGUCGCCUUUGAUGCCAGAUCCACCAUUAUGUCAGUGUUUCGCAGCUCUCCGCUGUUGGGCUGCUUCCUCUUCGGCCUACCGCUGGGCGUAAUUAGCCUGAUGUGCUACGGCAUCUGCACAGCUGAGUCCGAUGACGGUUCGGAUGACAUAGAUGCGCUCAAGAGGGAGGGCCUGACUGACGAAGAGGAGGAAGAGGAGGAGGAGGAGAGGCAACGCGCCGCUGAGCUGGAGGGCCCCGAAGAGGGCGAGAACGAGGAAGACGAUGCCGGGGAGAAGGAUCCCGAGGAGAAGAAAACCGAUUAACACAGGGGCACCCGCCGGAUAGAGGAUGAUAGGCCUAGUCAAAUGCAGUGACAUGAAACUCAAAGACAUAUCAGUGUAUUACGAUUCUGCUUCUUUGUCUUUCAUAUCACUUCCCCUCGAAAGCCCCUCUAGCACAGACUGUUCUCCCAUCUUUGAGUCCUGUGUUUAAGGUCAGCUGCUCAGUGAAGCAAUCGUUAAAAACUAACGGCCUUUUUAACCCUUUGAAACCUGGAUCAACAUCACUUUUCUUGUGCUGCGUUUCGACGCCUUUCAUAAUUAUUAAAACCCGAGCAAAUUGAUUUGAAAUCUGUCAAAAACACAAAAACUCUUUUUUUUUUUCUUUUGAUGGUCUUUGUGACUGUGCAGUGUACUUCUGAGGACAGUUUGGUCCACAGAUUUUGAAGCAAAGUGAGCGCUCUUGACUUUUCAUGCUACUCUUUGGCACAGAGAGCGAAGGAGGAGAGACUUUGCACCGUAAGUCUGAGAUAGCAUUAUUAACAUUAUUUUCUCUCUUCUGCUUUAAAACUAACAGCUCACAGCAACUUAUUACGACAGUCUCUGGCUUUUGUUUCAUAUCUAGUGUUGGCAAAAUUGUUGUUGCAUAUUUCUAAUCCGCCAUACGCGCAGUUAGCUUGUUUACUGUAUGACGUGAUUGCCACUGUUACUCUGAGUGUCUGGCAGAGCUCCAUUCAAACUUUAAUUUUCUUUUCUUUUUAUUUGGAAAAAAAAGCAUAUUGAACAGCUGACUGACAUAAUCCUGAGUCGGGUACAGCUCGAAUAAUUCUAAUUAUAUAUUUCAAAUAGUGGUACAGAAUUAUUAUGUCUCUCUGAGGUAUUUUUUCUGGUCUUGUCUUUCUGUUGUUGUUGCUAAUUUUCAGGUAUUUUUCUUGUACUUUUUU
Messenger RNA from Plectropomus leopardus (leopard coralgrouper), 2327 nucleotides. It is a transcript of the gene tmx3b, whose product is annotated as thioredoxin related transmembrane protein 3b. Gene Ontology annotation, cellular component: cell surface; endoplasmic reticulum. NCBI's taxonomy places the organism in Eukaryota, Metazoa, Chordata, Actinopteri, Perciformes, Serranidae. The record is from RefSeq and is a predicted model, not a curated record.